Molecule: messenger RNA, 1957 nt
Organism: Linum tenue
Lineage: Eukaryota; Viridiplantae; Streptophyta; Magnoliopsida; Malpighiales; Linaceae
Source: the annotation of a GenBank genome assembly
GUGACGGUUUAUACUAAUUACCCUAUCACCCACUAGAAGAAAAAGAGCGAGAAAAAUCAAAGAAACCAGAGAGAAGCAACCCAAUUGGAAGAAGCGAAAGACAAUUCCUCUGUUUCUUCCCCUUUUUUUCCUUGCCUGCUUUUCUAUUUGGGCAAUCGUCAAUCAACACUUUCUUCUCUCGGCCAGGUGCCAACAGAACCCGGCGGUGAGAUCUUAUGCAAUCGUUCUGAACAUCACCUCGAAAGUGCUGCUCCCCCAAAGUUGCAACCUUUUAUGUUUUCUUGAGCUGGAAAUCUUAGGCUGCUCUUUCAAGAUCCGGCCUUUUCCUUUCGGUUCCCUGAGCUUCUUGGAGUUGGCCACUGUGAAGAGGAAAUCUGGGGGUUUCUUUUUGUUUGGAUGGGACUUUGCUGGAGUAAUCAAAUCAAAGCAUAUAGUCCUUCAAAUACAGGGCUGAAUUCGAAGGGUGGUAGUAGCAGAGAUGGCAGAAGUUUGAGCAAUUCGAGUAGCAAGGAUUCAUUACCUCACACUCCUAGGAGUGAAGGUGAGAUUCUGCAGACCUCCAACUUAAAAGUCUUCAGCUUUAGUGACCUGAAGUCAUGUACCAGAAACUUCAGACCGGAUAGUGUGCUUGGAGAAGGUGGGUUCGGAUCAGUCUUCAAAGGAUGGGUCGACGAGAAUUCACUAUCUGCUACCAAACCCGGGAGCGGCAUUAUAAUUGCUGUGAAGAGACUGAAUCAGGAUGGGUUCCAGGGCCACAAAGAAUGGCUGGCGGAAAUAAAUUAUCUUGGGCAGUUACAUCAUCCAAACCUGGUCAAACUGCUCGGCUACUGCUUGGAGGAUGACCAUCGUCUUUUGGUUUACGAGUUCUUGUCCCGGGGCAGUUUGGAGAAUCAUUUAUUCAGGAGAGGUUCUCAUGUUCAUCCCCUUUCUUGGGGCAUUAGAAUGAAGGUGGCUCUGGGGGCUGCGAGAGGGCUGGCCUUUCUUCACAGCAGUGAAGUACAAGUUAUAUAUCGGGAUUUCAAGGCAUCUAACAUUCUUCUCGACACGAACUACAACUCCAAGCUUUCUGAUUUCGGGUUAGCAAGGGAUGGUCCAACCGGUGAUAAAAGCCAUGUCUCUACCAGGGUUAUGGGAACUUAUGGAUAUGCAGCACCAGAAUAUCUAGCAACAGGUCAUCUGACAGCAAAGAGCGACAUCUACAGUUUUGGAGUUGUACUUCUGGAGAUGCUGUCUGGCCGGAGAGCCAUAGACAAAAACCGGCCUUCUGGGCAACACAAUCUGGUUGAAUGGGCCAGACCUUACUUGAUAAACAAACGACGGGUCCUCCGAAUAAUGGAUGCACGUCUAGAGGGCCAGUAUGCUCUCCCUGGAGCUCAAAAAGUGGCCAACCUUGCCCUUCAGUGCUUAGCCAUGGAACCAAGGUUCAGGCCAAACAUGGAUGAGGUGGUCACGGUCCUUGAACAGGUGCAAGAGUCCAAGAAGAAAGGUGGCCUAGAGCACCAGCAGCAGCAGCAGGAAUCUGAUGAUAAAGAGAACCGUGAAGUACGACCCGCUUAUCCUAGACCUUCUGCCUCCCCACUUUUUGCUUGAGUCCAGUUUUAUUGUUCAUUCAAGUUGGUUUUGAUGGGAGUUUUAGGGAAAUGGGUAUCGUUGAAGAAUGUACAGGGUGUUCUUUUAUAGUUAUUGUUGUUGUCGUUCGUUGUGCAUUUCUGGGUGGAGAGGAUUUUAGAGAUAUCCAUACUGGACAGAGGAUAGAAACAAGGCUUCUGUACCAAGAGUCCGUCCAGAUGAACUUGACAAUAGGUUUGUAUGUGAAGAGGGCUUCAGAGGAAGAUAGAUAACAAGAGAACGAUUCUUAAUAUUCUCUAUUUGCCACUUCAGGAGACGAGGAAAGAAAUAGAGAGUUGCUCGGAAUACAAUGCAAAGUAUAAGAAAACACAGAUCCCAAUUGCAUAAG